GGCGGGGGGGGUUCCCCCAGUUGCCUGGGUCCCCCCAGCCGUGACCCCCCCCCCGGCGCCCCCCCCCCAGCCAUGUCCAUCCAGAAGAUCGUGGCCAGGGAGAUCCUGGAUUCCCGGGGGAACCCCACGGUGGAGGUGGACCUGCAGACGGACAAGGGGCGCUUCCGGGCCGCCGUCCCCAGCGGAGCCUCCACCGGGAUCCACGAGGCCCUGGAGCUCCGGGACGGGGACAAGAGCCGGUACCUGGGCAAAGGUGUGCUGAAGGCUGUGGAGCACAUCAACAAGACCAUCGGCCCGGCCCUGGUGGAGAAGAAAAUCAGCGUGGUGGAGCAGGAGAAGAUCGACAAGCUCAUGAUCGACAUGGACGGCACCGAGAAUAAAUCCAAAUUUGGGGCAAACGCCAUCCUGGGGGUGUCGCUGGCUGUCUGCAAAGCGGGCGCAGCCGAGAAGGGCGUCCCGCUCUACCGGCACAUCGCCGACCUCGCCGGCAACGCCGACCUCGUCCUGCCCGUGCCGGCCUUCAACGUCAUCAAUGGCGGUUCCCACGCGGGCAACAAGUUGGCCAUGCAGGAGUUCAUGAUCCUGCCGGUGGGGGCCAGCAGCUUCCGGGAGGCCAUGCGCAUCGGGGCCGAGGUCUACCACAACCUCAAGGGCGUCAUCAAGGCCAAGUACGGCAAAGACGCCACCAACGUGGGCGACGAGGGCGGCUUCGCCCCCAACAUCUUGGAGAACAACGAAGCGCUGGAGCUGCUGAAGGCGGCCAUCGGGCAGGCCGGGUACCCCGACAAGGUGGUGAUCGGGAUGGACGUGGCGGCCUCCGAGUUCUGCCGCGAGGGACGCUACGACCUGGACUUCAAAUCCCCCCCCGACCCCCAGCGCCUCAUCACCGGGGAGCAGCUGGGGCAGCUCUACCAGAGCUUCAUCAAGGACUACCCCGUGGUGUCGAUCGAGGACCCCUUCGACCAGGACGACUGGGAGGGGUGGCAGCGGUUCCUGGGGCAGGUCGACAUCCAGGUGGUGGGGGACGACCUGACGGUCACCAACCCCCGGCGCAUCCAGCGGGCGGCCGAGCUCCGCGCCUGCAACUGCCUCCUGCUGAAGGUCAACCAGAUCGGCUCCGUCACCGAGUCCAUCCAGGCGUGCAAGCUGGCCCAGAGCCACGGCUGGGGGGUGAUGGUCAGCCAUCGCUCGGGCGAGACCGAGGACACCUUCAUCGCCGACCUCGUCGUGGGGCUCUGCACGGGCCAGAUCAAGACGGGCGCCCCCUGUCGCUCCGAGCGCUUGGCCAAGUACAACCAGCUGAUGAGGAUCGAGGAGGCGCUGGGGGACAAGGCCAAAUUCGCCGGCCGCAAGUUCAGGAACCCCAAGGCCAAGUAGGAUGGGGACCAACGGGGGCCACCAACGCCCCCCCGGGGGCCACCAACACCCCCCUGGGGGCCACCAAGGUUCCCCCCGGGGGGGGUCACCCCCGCAACCCCCCAUUAAACGCUCCAGAGCACGACAAA
Messenger RNA from Chroicocephalus ridibundus (black-headed gull), 1505 nucleotides. Its product is annotated as beta-enolase-like. Gene Ontology annotation, biological process: glycolytic process. Gene Ontology annotation, cellular component: phosphopyruvate hydratase complex. Lineage: Eukaryota; Metazoa; Chordata; Aves; Charadriiformes; Laridae. Gene Ontology annotation, molecular function: phosphopyruvate hydratase activity; magnesium ion binding. The record is from RefSeq and is a predicted model, not a curated record.